UAUUUGAGGUUAUUAGCCAAUCAGCGUCGAGGCGAGAUGUAGAGGCGCAGGGUGCGGGCCGGACAGACAGUCACCUACCAGCUGCCGACCCGCCACCUGGUUACCGCCGCCCCUCCUUGUUGAAAGGUGUCUGCUUUAGCCUGGUGUUGACAGACACGUGCACGAGAUGUAUUCCCUGGUAGCGUGGCUCGUCCCCUUCCUGCUGCUCCUCGCCCAGGUGACUCUGGCUCAGGAUGAAGAAGAAAAGGUAAAGGACAUCAUAAUAAUCGAACCUUUCCCGAGGCCCAAGCGGUGCUGCUUUGGCGACGAAAGCUACGGGGAGGGUGAGGUGGUGUUGAGCCUGCCGCGGGUGUGUCUCCAGCUGGUGUGCGAGGACGGCAAGGUGGUGCGGCGCUACCUGGGCAAGCCGGGACAGAAGGAUUGUUGCGAGUUUGAUGGGCAGCUGUACUUCGAGGGUGCCGAGAUCACCUCCCACUGCGUGACACUCCAGUGCCGUGACUCCUGCUGGCACCCGAGCCCCAAGAUUGCUGAAUGCUGCAGCAGAUGUACAGUGUAUGACGAUCCCCACCACAUCACCUUCGACGGCCACCGCUAUGACUUCCACGGCGUCUGUAACUACACUCUGGCCCAGCGCGGUUACGCCUUCUACCCCGACAUGGGCGUGUUCAGUGAGUUCGAGGAGUGUUUCGGCCGCGCCUCCUGCCUCGCCCACACUACCUUCAAGAACGACCGCCACACCGUUAUCACAAUGUCUAACGGCGCCGUGUUUGAUGUGCAAGUUAAUGGCCACCCCUUCUCCAUCUCGGAAGCCAACAAAGUCUACCACCUCAAGUCCCCUGAUGGCUGUCACCCUGUGCUGGCCUGGCGCUCACCCUGGGGCAACCAGUCUCCUCACUGCCUCACCCUCUUCGGCUCCAGCAGGAUUAUGCUGAUCCACUGCCCUCACCGCCUUGACGUCAUCGCCCACGCCACCCACACUGACGAGCUGGACGGCCUCUGUGGACACUUCAACUACCACGUGGACGAUGACUUCACCAGCAGAGGGGGAAUCGUGCACCCGCUCUCCUUCUUCCCCCUCGCCUUCCCUAACUCCUGGAAGACCCAAAUGCAGAGCAACUCCCAAUGCAAGGCGCCGUGCAGGGGAUGCCACGAUGAGGAGACGAAGAGUCCCUGCACCGCUAACGAGACUUUGAGGAGGCGUUUCUUCGAGGUUUGCGACAACGCGCUUCAACCCCAGAUCGGCCGCCUGCCACACCUGCGCCACCACAUCGAGAACUGCGCCUUCGACUUGUGUGUGUUCAACAGCUACAGGAACUCUGAGGACUUCAAAUACUGGCUCUCAGUGGUGGUGGAGAUCGCCAAGAUGUCCGUGCGUUUGUAUGAGGACACUGAAGGUAAUGACAGGACUCGCUGAUGCCCUCAACAGUGAGGCAGAGGACCACCCCACUCCCCCGCCUCAGUGAGGAGCUAGCAGGCCGCACCGUGCACUGCAUUGUUGUAUAGACUUGUACAUAAUGGUUACCUUUUGUUACCUGCGUGGAUCUUUGUUGUAUUUUAAUAAAGCUUUCAAUGUUUA
This is a messenger RNA of Portunus trituberculatus (swimming crab), 1576 nucleotides long. RefSeq names its product mucin-2-like. The transcript is spliced from 11 exons. Lineage: Eukaryota; Metazoa; Arthropoda; Malacostraca; Decapoda; Portunidae. The record is from RefSeq and is a predicted model, not a curated record. Bases 167 to 1414 code for a protein of 415 amino acids. Gene Ontology annotation, biological process: blood vessel development; regulation of angiogenesis. Gene Ontology annotation, cellular component: extracellular matrix.